AUGUUGUCAUCCCGUCUCUCCCGCGCGCUCCCGCGCGCUGCUCCUCUCGCUCGUGCUCCCGCUUUCAGAGUCCCUGGCGCUGCUUUCCGGAGAUGGAACUCGACCGAGGGUGAGGAGAAGGUGAAGGGCCAGGUCAUUGGUAUUGAUCUGGGUACUACCAACUCCGCUGUUGCCGUCAUGGAGGGCAAGACCCCUAAGAUCAUUGAGAACGCCGAAGGUGCCCGCACAACACCCUCUGUGGUCGCUUUUGCUCAGGAUGGCGAGCGCCUGGUCGGUAUCGCUGCCAAGCGUCAGGCCGUUGUCAACCCCGAGAACACUCUCUUCGCUACCAAGCGUCUCAUUGGUCGCAAGUUCACCGACGCCGAGGUUCAGCGUGAUAUCAAGGAGGUCCCUUACAAGAUCGUCCAGCACUCCAACGGCGACGCCUGGGUUGAGGCUCGCGAUCAGAAGUACUCUCCUUCUCAGAUCGGUGGUUUCGUUCUCAACAAGAUGAAGGAGACUGCCGAGAACUACCUUGGCAAGCCCGUGAAGAACGCUGUUGUUACCGUCCCCGCCUACUUCAACGACUCCCAGCGUCAGGCCACUAAGGAUGCUGGUCAGAUCGCUGGUCUUAACGUUCUCCGUGUGGUUAACGAGCCCACUGCUGCCGCUCUUGCCUACGGUUUGGAGAAGGAGGCUGAUCGUGUUGUCGCUGUUUACGAUCUUGGUGGUGGUACCUUCGAUAUCUCCGUCCUCGAGAUCCAGAAGGGUGUCUUCGAGGUCAAGUCUACCAACGGUGACACCCACCUUGGUGGUGAGGACUUUGAUAUUAGCAUUGUUCGUCACAUUGUCCAGCAGUUCAAGACUGAGUCUGGUCUUGACCUCUCCAACGACCGCAUGGCUAUCCAGCGUAUUCGUGAAGCUGCUGAGAAGGCAAAGAUUGAGCUUUCCUCCUCUCUGCAGACCGAGAUCAACCUUCCCUUCAUCACUGCUGAUGCCAGUGGUGCUAAGCACAUCAACCUCAAGAUGACUCGUUCCAACCUCGAGUCUCUCGUGGAUCCUCUCAUUAAGCGUACCAUUGAGCCCGUCCGCAAGGCCCUCAAGGAUGCCAACCUUCAGUCCAGCGAGAUCCAGGACAUCAUCCUUGUUGGUGGUAUGACCCGUAUGCCCAAGGUCACUGAGUCUGUCAAGUCCAUGUUUGGCCGUGAGCCCGCCAAGUCCGUUAACCCUGAUGAGGCUGUUGCCAUCGGUGCAGCUAUCCAGGGUGCUGUCCUUGCUGGUGAGGUUACUGACGUUCUCCUCCUUGACGUUACCCCUCUGUCCCUCGGUAUCGAGACCCUUGGCGGUGUCUUCACCCGUUUGAUCAACCGCAACACCACCAUCCCUACCAAGAAGUCCCAGACCUUCUCCACCGCCGCUGAUUUCCAGACUGCCGUCGAGAUCAAGGUCUUCCAGGGCGAGCGUGAGCUCGUCAAGGACAACAAGCUGCUUGGAAACUUCCAGCUUGUUGGCAUUCCUCCUGCCCACCGUGGUGUUCCUCAGGUUGAGGUCACCUUUGACAUUGAUGCUGACUCCAUCGUCCACGUCCAUGCCAAGGACAAGUCCACCAACAAGGACCAGUCCAUCACCAUUGCCUCUGGCUCCGGUCUCUCCGAUUCCGAGAUCCAGUCCAUGGUUGAGGAUGCUGAGAAGUACGGUGCUCAGGAUAAGGAGCGUAAGGCUUCUAUUGAGGCUGCCAACCGUGCCGACAGUGUCCUGAACGAUACUGAGAAGGCCCUCAAGGAGUUCGAGGACCGCCUUGACAAGGCUGAGGCUGAGCAGAUUCGUGAGAAGAUUGCUAGCCUCCGUGAGGUUGUUGUCAAGAACCAGUCUGGUGAGGUCACCUCAUCCGCCGAGGAGCUUAAGCAGAAGACCGAUGAGCUCCAGACCGCUAGCUUGACCCUCUUUGACAAGAUGCACAAGGCUCAGUCUGAGCAGCCCCAGCAGCCCCAGGGCGAGAACAAGGCUUAA
Messenger RNA from Aspergillus ochraceoroseus IBT 24754, 1989 nucleotides. RefSeq names its product Hsp70 family protein. Bases 1 to 1989 code for a protein of 662 amino acids. Gene Ontology annotation, cellular component: mitochondrion; cytoplasm. The record is from RefSeq and is a predicted model, not a curated record. Gene Ontology annotation, molecular function: misfolded protein binding; ATP binding; heat shock protein binding. The transcript is spliced from 4 exons. Lineage: Eukaryota; Fungi; Ascomycota; Eurotiomycetes; Eurotiales; Aspergillaceae. Gene Ontology annotation, biological process: cellular response to unfolded protein; protein refolding.